Messenger RNA from Nanorana parkeri, 1641 nucleotides. RefSeq names its product chromosome unknown C6orf106 homolog (gene ILRUN). Gene Ontology annotation, cellular component: phagophore assembly site. The transcript is spliced from 5 exons. Gene Ontology annotation, molecular function: ubiquitin binding. The record is from RefSeq and is a predicted model, not a curated record. Bases 483 to 1316 code for a protein of 277 amino acids. Gene Ontology annotation, biological process: macroautophagy. Lineage: Eukaryota; Metazoa; Chordata; Amphibia; Anura; Dicroglossidae.
CUCUCAGCUGUAUAAUCUGCUGGGGGCGGAGUCAGCCGAGAUGCGUCUGAACCGUGUUUGUCGUGACGUCACGACGUGUCUAGCGCUCAGGAAGCGGGGAGGCCCCGAGUGGCCUGCUGCGGAGCCGUAGACCGGGGCCCUUGAAUAACGGUCCCGGGCCACGGUGACAGGUGUACGUGCGGAACGUUGAACCCGAGUCUAUCGGCCUCGGGUCAAAGGUCACCGACUCGGAGGUCAAAGGUCAUUGUCGGUCUUGGCGGAGGAGCCGCAGCCCCUGGGGUCAGGUGGGCAGCCUGGAAGUUAGAGAGAGGGAGGCCUGAGUGGAGGAGACCGUAAGUGGGACCGGUAAGGUCCGCCUUGGCGGUAGUUUCCCGGCUAGUGGAUGUCAGUGGCACCUGAGCGCCAGAGCCUGGGGUGGACAGAGGACACCUAGACGUGUUUACUCGCUGCGAGGAGACUGUUCUCUGCUCUGGCCUGUUGUCAUGGAGGGGAUGGACGUUGAUCUAGACCAGGAACUCAUGCAGAAGUUCAGCUGUCUGGGAACCACCGAUAAAGAUGUUCUCAUUUCUGAAUUCCAGCGACUACUGGGCUUUCAACUCAAUCCUGCAGGCUGUGCGUUUUUCCUGGACAUGACAAACUGGAACUUACAGGCAGCAAUCGGGGCAUAUUAUGACUUUGAGAGUCCAAAUGUCAAUAUCCCUUGCAUGUCUUUUGUAGAAGAUGUAACCAUUGGUGAAGGAGAGUCUGUGCCUCCGGACACCCAGUUUACCAAAACCUGGAGAGUUCAAAACACAGGAUCCGAGGCAUGGCCACCAGGUGUAUGUCUGCGGUAUGUGGGAGGUGAUCAGUUUGGCCAUGUAAACAUGGUAUUGGUGCGUUCUUUAGACACACAGGAGAUGACAGAUGUCAGUGUGCCAAUGUGCAGCCCUAAUCAGCCUGGCAUGUAUCAGGGCCAGUGGAGAAUGUGUACUGCAACUGGCUUGUAUUUUGGAGAUGUCAUCUGGGUUAUUCUGAGCGUGGAAGCUGGCGGCCUCUUGGGUGUUACCCAACAGCUCUCUUCUUUUGACACGGAGUUCAACACUCAACCUCAUCGCAAUGUAAGUGGUGACUACAACCCUUUCGCCUCACCGCAGAAGAAUCGUUCCCCAGAAGGGGAGAACAUGGGCACCUGGCCUGAAACAGAGACUUCUGAAAGAGAACAGAAUGGACUAUCUCAGACCUCUGUAAAUAUAUGUGCAACGGAUUGUCCAGCAAGCCGUUCUGUAGCAACGUAUAGAGAGAGUAUGCAUGGGCCUUAUCCCUUUGGAGAAUCCUAAAAGCAGCUUUAUUCUCGACCCAUGCCUUGUGUCCUUUUCCCACACCAAGAAAUAGGACAUCUUCUGCAAGUUACCUACUGAAGAUCACUUGGGGGAUAAUGGUGUUGGUGACCCUGAUAAUUAUACUCCGGGUGCUGCCUUUCUUGCUCCUAUUUAAAGAGAUUUAUUUUCCCUUUUUUUUUGUAUGCACAACCUUUGCACGCCAGCUACAAAUGGACAGCAAGAACAUGGGUACAAAUGUUAAUAUGUAGGUUUUCAGUGUUUUUUCACUUAAAAGCCAUGGUUUCCAUUUUGUUGGAUAACGAGCUGCAAAUAGUUUCAUGUU